GAAUUCAAAGAGUUAGAAAAGCAACGAGCAUUGUGGCUUUGACCUACUUACACAAUCAGCUUGUUUCCUGACUAUGAAGGUUGCUUUCGUUACUGGUUCCAAUAAGGGGAUAGGAUUUGGAAUUGUUGCAAAAUUGGCACAUGCUUAUGGUUCCACCGGAGAGUGGGAUGUCUACCUAACAGCUCGAAAUGUUGAUUUGGGCAAAAAAGCUUGUGAGGAAUUAAAUGGCAGAGGCCUCCAUGUUAAGUUCCAUCAGCUGGAUAUUACCGAUGCUGAGAGCCGGAAAAGUUUCUUGUCAUACAUGAAAGCCCAUUAUCCAGACGGGAUCAACAUCGCCGUUAAUAAUGCUGGUAUUCUUUAUAAAAACGACUCAACAGCUCCGUUUGGCGAACAAGCUAGAGUUACUGUGCACACUAAUUUUACCUGUACCCUUGAUUUCACAUUGGAAUUCCUUCCUCUUCUUGCAGAGAACGCCAGAGUUGUCCACGUGUCUAGCAUAUUCGGACACAGGACACUGAAAAAAUUGGGAGAUGAGUUGUACGCUAAAUUUACUUCAGUGAUGAGUCUGGACGAACUGAGAGCUUUGGUUGGGGAAUUCGUGAAACAUGCCGAAGCCGGCGACCAUGAAAAGUACGGCUGGCCAACUACAGGAUACGGCAUAUCCAAGAUAGCACUGAGCAAGGCUUCAUAUAUUCUGGGGGACUUAAUCAAGAAUGACCCUCGGCACAUCGUAAUGAAUGCGUGCUGUCCAGGUUACGUUGCCACUGACUUGACCGAUCACAAGGGCAAGAAAACAAUAGAACAAGGUGCUGACACUCCGUUUUACUUGGCAACUCUUCCAAUUGGUGUGAAGGAACCGAUAAACGAGUUCGUCUCCGACCGUCGCAUUAUUCCUUGGUCAAGGGAUGUGGAGAUCUGAAUCUGAAUUUACGCACCACCCCCUGCAGUGCACCGACGAACACAACCUUUUCCUAAUCGCUUUCUCGUUACGCCACUUAGUUUCUGUGAUUAUUCUUUAAGCUGAUCAUCGAAUUGCGCCAAUUCAUCCCCCAUUGGACUUUCGCUGUUCCGUGUUUUUGCUUCGUCUGGUGACCAUUGGGG
Molecule: messenger RNA, 1101 nt
Organism: Dicrocoelium dendriticum
Lineage: Eukaryota; Metazoa; Platyhelminthes; Trematoda; Plagiorchiida; Dicrocoeliidae
Source: the annotation of a GenBank genome assembly